AAAACUGCGAUGGUGUACAGUUUUGGUUAAAUUUUGGGCAUUUUCGGCCCUCUCUCGAGUAUUGAUUUCUAAGCACUCUCCCCCGUUUCAACAGAUAUCGGAGUUCCUUCUCACUCUCUUCAAAACCAUAACGGAAACACAGAGCGAGAGAGUGUGUGUGUGUGUGUGCGUGUUUUAGAGAGAGAGUGUUGCAGAGAGAGAAAUGAUUUUCUCUUUCUAGAAUGGGCUCUGGUUCUUCGUUACACUAUCAAUUCCCUUAACAUUCUCUGGUCUUAUGCCUCAAUUUUCAGAUCUACAAGCUUGAUCGAUCUAUUUCAGAGUUGCUACUUCUAGAUCUGAAGGUACGCCUUAGUUUCUCGUUCUCUCUCAUCCAGAUCUGAUACUUCAAUUGAAUUUCCUUACUAUUUGGAUCAGAGAAGGAAAAGUAGGAUUUAGUCUACUAUUCUGAAGAAUUUGCCAUCGAAAAACUAGGGUUUAGUAUUCUUCUCUUGAAGAAUUCACCAUUACAAAAAUGGAGAAAUCGUGUAGCCUUUUGAUCCAUUUUGAUAAGGGAACCCCUGCCCUAGCUAAUGAGAUCAAGGAAGCCCUAGAAGGAAAUGAUCUUUCCCUUAAGAUUGAAGCUCUAAAAAAAGCGAUCAUGCUUUUGCUCAAUGGAGAAACCCUACCUCAAUUGUUCAUCACCAUUGUUCGAUAUGUUUUGCCCUCCGAGGAUCAUACAGUUCAGAAACUCCUUCUCCUGUAUCUCGAAAUCAUCGAUAAGACUGAUUCUAAAGGGAAGGUCUUACCUGAAAUGAUCCUGAUCUGUCAAAACCUCAGGAACAAUCUUCAACACCCAAAUGAAUACAUCAGGGGUGUUACCCUCCGAUUUCUAUGUCGAUUAUCUGAAACCGAGCUCAUUGAGCCAUUGAUUCCCUCUGUUCUUGCGAAUUUGGAGCAUCGCCAUGCUUAUAUUCGUAAAAACGCGAUUUUGGCUAUAAUGUCGAUCUAUAAGCUCCCUCAAGGGGAGCAGCUCUUGGUCGAUGCACCAGAAAUGAUGGAGAAAACACUUAUGUCAGAGCAAGACCCAAGUGCAAAGCGAAAUGCAUUUCUCAUGCUUUUCACUUGCGCUCAAGAUCGAGCAGUGAAUUAUCUUCUCUCUCAUCUUGAUAGUGUUCCACAGUGGAAUGAGCUCCUUCAAAUGGUGGUUUUGGAGCUGAUUCGUAAGGUUUGUAGAGCAAAUCCAGGUGAGAAGGGGAAAUAUAUUAAGGUGAUCAUAUCUCUCCUCAAUUCUCCUUCAACUGCUGUUAUUUAUGAGUGUGCUAGUACACUUGUUUCUCUCUCAUCUGCCCCUACUGCCAUUAGAGCAGCUGCGAAUACAUAUUGUCAGUUGUUGCUCUCCCAGAGUGAUAACAAUGUGAAGCUUAUAGUGCUCGAUCGGCUUAAUGAGCUCAAAAUCUCACAUAGAGAGGUCAUGAUGGAUAUGAUAAUGGAUGUUCUCAGAGCUCUUUCGAGCCCCAAUGUUGAUAUUCGAAGGAAAACACUUGAUAUAGCCUUAGAAUUGAUCACUCCGAGAAACAUUGACGAGGUUGUUCUCACUCUAAAGAAGGAGGUCAUGAAAACUCAGAGUGGGGAGCUCGAGAAGAAUGGGGAAUAUAGGCAAAUGCUGGUUCAAGCCAUCCAUUCAUGUGCUGUGAAGUUCCCUGAGGUGGCGAGCACAGUUGUGCAUUUGUUGAUGGAUUUCUUAGGCGACACCAAUGUUGCUUCCGCCAUGGAUGUGGUUUUGUUUGUUCGAGAGAUAGUCGAGACCAACCCAAAACUUAGGGUCUCCAUAAUAACCAGGCUUUUGGAUACGUUUUAUCAGAUCCGAGCUUCCAGGGUUUGCUCCUGUGCUCUUUGGAUAAUUGGGGAGUAUUGCCUCUCUCUAUCUGAAGUUGAGAGUGCCAUCUCGACAAUCAAGCAAUGCCUUGGGGACUUGCCAUUUUACACUGCAACAGAAGAAGGAGAAGGUGGGGUGGAUUCAAAAGGCUCAAACGCUAACCGAACGCAACAGGCAACCUCCAUUACUGUAUCUUCUCGAAGGCCUGCAAUUCUGGCAGAUGGAACUUAUGCAACGCAAAGUGCUGCUUCUGAAACUGCUUUCUCAGCACCCACACUUGUCCAAGGAUCAUUGGCCUCUCCUGGUAACCUGAGGUCAUUGAUUCUUACUGGGGAUUUCUUUCUUGGGGCAACUGUGGCAUGUACAUUGACCAAACUUGUCCUUAGGUUAGAAGAGGUGCAACCAUCCAAAGCCGAAGUGAAUAAGGUUUCAGUUGGGGCCUUAUUGGUCAUGGUCUCAAUGCUCCAAUUGGGUCAAUCUUCAUUUCUCCCUCACCCCAUUGAUAACGAUUCCUAUGAUAGGACCAUUCUUUGCAUAAGGCUUUUGUGUAGUACUGGUGACGAGGUUCGGAAGGUGUGGCUGCAAUCGUGUCGCCAGAGCUUUGUGAAGAUGCUUGCAGAUAAGCAGUUCCGAGAAAUAGAGGAGAUCAAGGCAAAGGCCCAGAUAUCACACGCCCAACCGGAUGAUCUCAUUGACUUCUACCAUUUGAAGAGUAGGAAGGGCAUGAGUCAGCUUGAACUAGAAGAUGAAGUGCAGGAUGAUCUGAAGAGAGCCACGGGAGAGUUCACAAAGGAUGGGGAUGAUACCAACAAAUUGAACCGCAUCCUUCAACUCACAGGUUUCAGCGACCCUGUCUAUGCUGAAGCAUAUGUAACUGUUCACCAAUAUGACAUUGUAUUGGAUGUCACGAUCAUUAAUCGAACAAAGGAAACCCUUCAAAACCUGUGCUUGGAACUCGCAACCAUGGGUGAUCUCAAGCUAGUCGAGCGACCCCAGAAUUACACCCUCGCCCCAGAAUCGAGCAAGCAGAUUCGUGCCAACAUAAAAGUUUCUUCCACUGAAACAGGGGUCAUAUUUGGAAACAUUGUGUAUGAGACAUCCAAUGUGCUUGAUCGAACUGUUGUGGUCCUUAAUGAUAUACACAUUGACAUCAUGGACUAUAUUUCUCCUGCAAGUUGUGCUGAUGUGCAAUUCAGAAACAUGUGGGCCGAGUUUGAAUGGGAGAACAAGGUAGCUGUGAACACUGUGAUUCAAGAUGAGAAGGAAUUUCUGGACCACAUUGUCAAGUCGACAAACAUGAAAUGCCUCACACCAUUGUCUGCGCUGGAAGGAGAUUGUGGAUUUUUGGCAGCUAACCUCUAUGCAAAGAGCGUGUUUGGGGAGGACGCCCUCGUGAAUGUUAGUGUGGAGAAGACGCCAAAUGGGAAGCUGAGCGGGUACAUAAGAAUAAGGAGCAAGACUCAAGGGAUAGCCCUUAGUCUAGGGGACAAGAUCACUCUUAAGCAGAAGGGUGGUUAAAUCUUCUCCAAGAUCUUUGAGGUAAACAAGCCGGGCAGGAUAUUCUUAAAUGUUACAUCUUAUCAAAUCCAAGAAUUUGUACUUUUUCUCGUCCUUUUUUUAACCCUGUUUUGGGUAAUUGCUAGGAACAUAAAACUGCAAAUUUUGCUGGGUUUAGAGAGAUUUUUUUUUCGGGGUGUUUCAUUUUCAUGAGAGGUAUGUGCAAGAGGAUUAGAAAUCUAUUGAUGCUCUAAUGCAGUUGGGAUUUCUCUUAUUAUUGUUAUUUCUUAUUCUGCCGGACCAUACAGGAGGUAAAGCUUUUGUAUUUUUUGGGUUGCUUGCAUAUUCUUGGAAGCAAAGUUAUUGUGAAGUAUGGAAUUAGUAGUCUCCAAUUAUGAUAUCGGACUCACCCAAAAUUGUGAUCUAUAAUAUCAAACAAGUGACACGGUGAAA
Amborella trichopoda is the source of this 3805-nucleotide messenger RNA. RefSeq names its product coatomer subunit beta-1. Lineage: Eukaryota; Viridiplantae; Streptophyta; Magnoliopsida; Amborellales; Amborellaceae. Gene Ontology annotation, biological process: intracellular protein transport; endoplasmic reticulum to Golgi vesicle-mediated transport; intra-Golgi vesicle-mediated transport. Gene Ontology annotation, molecular function: structural molecule activity. The record is from RefSeq and is a predicted model, not a curated record. Gene Ontology annotation, cellular component: cytoplasm; COPI vesicle coat.